This is a messenger RNA of Eriocheir sinensis (Chinese mitten crab), 9048 nucleotides long. RefSeq names its product putative sodium-coupled neutral amino acid transporter 10. Gene Ontology annotation, biological process: amino acid transmembrane transport. Lineage: Eukaryota; Metazoa; Arthropoda; Malacostraca; Decapoda; Varunidae. Gene Ontology annotation, molecular function: amino acid transmembrane transporter activity. The transcript is spliced from 15 exons. The record is from RefSeq and is a predicted model, not a curated record. Bases 244 to 3414 code for a protein of 1056 amino acids.
AAGCCACGUGAACAAAUCCGGACGAGGAGGCCAAGUGACGGACGGGCGGGUGGCUGCUCUCAAGUCCCUUCAUAUUUUUGCCAUUUUCUCGGUUAUUUCCACUUCCAGCCUCCUCUGCUUCACCUGGCAAACGGAAGACUAACCCGUGAUUAAGAUGUGGCGCUGAGUGACACAGCAUCCGCCCUCAAGUAACGUCAGUGGUGGUGGUGGUGGUGGUAACAGCAGCAGCGUCGUCCAGGCACCAUGGCGGGCAACACCAGGCAUGUCGUUAAUAUGGCCAAUUCCAUCGUUGGCGUCUCCAUACUCUCCAUGCCCUACUGCUUCAAGGAGGCUGGGCUGCUGCUGGGGGUGGUGAUGGUGCUGGUGAGCGGCGUCAUUACCAAGAAGACCUGCAUGUUCCUGGUGCGGGCGGCGAUCAUGGCCAGACACCGCAGCUACGAGUUCUUGGCGUUCCAUGUGUUCGGCGUGCGCGGCAAGCUGGCGGUGGAGCUCUGUAUGAUCCUCUUCCUCAUCGGGAUCUGCAUCUCCUUCCACGUGGUGAUGGGGGACCUCGCGCCCGCCAUCGCCGCCCGGCUCCUGCACGUCCCCAACACCCCCUCGCUCCGGGCCACCAUGCUGCUAGGCAUAGCCAUUCUGGUGGUGCUGCCGCUGUGCCUGCUGCGGAAGCUGGACAACCUGGCCUCCAUGUCCGCCUUCUCCAUCCUCUUCUACUUCUUCCUCAUCACCGUGAUCUUCUGGUACGCCUUCCCCCGCCUGGUGGACGGCUCAUGGUUCCACCUGGCGCACCUGUGGCGGCCGGCGGGUGUCCUGCAAGUCCUGCCCAUCUGUAUGCUCGGCCUGUCCUGCCAGAGCAAUGUCUUCGAGAUCUACGAUUCUGUGCCUGACCCUGAUGUCCCAAAAAUGCGCGCUGUGGUCAACAACGCACUCAACCUCUGCUGUGCCCUCUACAUCGCCGUGGGCUUCUUCGGAUACAUCGCCUUCGUGGACCAGGAUAUUGCAGGUAACCUCAUCAUGAACUUCCCGGCCAGCCCGCUCACGGAGGGCAUCAAGCUGUUCUUCACUGUCUCCCUCGCCAUCAGCUUCCCCCUCAUGAUCUUCCCCUGCCGCACCUCCAUUCACUCCCUGGUCUAUCGUAGGAUCGAAGGUGUUGGGGUUGGGUGUGGCGACCUGUCCUCGGAGAACGCGCAAGGCUUCGACCUGGUGGGGAACUACAUGCCGGAAGCGAGGUUCAAGGCGAUUACCGUGGGCAUCCUCACCGUCAGCGUGGUGGUCGGGAUUCUGGUGCCUAAUAUUGAGUUCGUGCUGGGCGUGCUGGGCUCCACCAUGGGGGUCAUCAUCUCCCUGGUCUUGCCGUCCAUCAUGUUCAUCAAGGUCAACUCCAAGGCGUCUGUCGAGAGGCUGGUAGCGCAGGGCAUAAUGUUGAUGGGCGUCUUACUCAUUGUGACGGGAACCUACCUGAACCUGACCCACACCCCCCACGACACGGCCCUCUCAGCGGCAGACCAGCAGGUUGUGAUGGCCGUGCCGCCCGCCCUACUCAACGAUGGCCUGCGUGACCUGCCCCCGGAGAAAGAGGGUGACAUACCACUGCCCCGGCGUGAUGAAGACGCCCGGGCCAAGGCUGGGGCUGGGGCCGGGGCCGGGGCGGAAGACUCUGACACGCGGCGGGAGCCUGUGGCCCCUGAGCCUCCGCCCUCAGAGGAGGAGGAAGAGGAGAAGAAAGAGGCAGCGGCAGCCAAGCAGGAGAGGAAGGAGUCAGUGAAGGAGGAGGGUGGCGGGGGCCAGGACCCCCAGGGUGACGCGCUGCACCCUGACGCCAUCCAGAAGGAGGAGAAGGAGGCCCACCAGGAGGGGGGCGGGGGGGCGGGCCUGAUGGAGGAGGAGCUGCUGCAGAAGAUUGAGGACCAGCACCGGGAGCAGCAGAAGAUCCUGGCCGAGCAGAAGCAGAUCCUGCAGGAACUCAAGGACCAGAAGGCCCAGCAGGAGCAGGCCGCCGCUGCUGCUGCUGCUGCCGCUGUUGCUGCCGGCAACCCUGUACAGCCUGCUGCCGCGGCACCCCAGCCUGCCUGGGUGGCCGGUGCCCCCCCUGCUGCUGCUGUGCCCUUGGCAGGCCAGCAGGCUCCCAACGCUAUGCCUGUGGCAGGCCAGCAGGCUGUCCCAGCUGUGCCCGCUGUAAAUUAUGCAGAACAGGUGGCUCCCCAGGCUGUCAUACCUGCAGGCCAGGCAGUGCCUCUUGCACCUGCAGCCCAAGUGGUCCCCGCUGGUGUCCCUGCAGCUCAGGUGGCCCAGGCUGUUCCUGCAGGACAGGUGGUCCAGACUGUUCCUGCAGGUCAGGUGGUCCAGGCUGUUCCCGUUGCUCAGGUGGCCCAGGCUGUUCCCGUUGCUCAGGUGGCCCAGGCUGUUCCUGCUGCUCAGGUGGCCCAGGCUGUUCCUGCUGCUCAGGUGGCCCAGGCUGUUCCCGUUGCUCAGGUGGCCCAGGCUGUUCCCGUUGCUCAGGUGGCCCAGGCUGUUCCCGUUGCUCAGGUGGCCCAGGCUGUUCCCGUUGCUCAGGUGGCCCAGGCUGUUCCUGCUGCUCAGGUGGCCCAGGCUGGCCUCCCUGCUGCUCAGUUGCCACCCAAUGCUGCCCAAGUGGCCCCUGUUGCAAAUUAUGCAGUCCUUCCUGCGGGACAAGGUUCCCCCGCCCUGCCCGCUGGACAGGGGGCUCCUGCAGCUCAAAUGGCCCCUGCUGCCAGACAAGUGCCUACCGCCCAAGUAUUGCCUGCUACAAGCCAGGUGGCUCCUGCUGUGGGUCAGAUGGGUCCUGCUGUGCCUGCUGCCCUGGUGGGUCCCACUGUUGGCCAGGUAGUGCCCCCUGCUGCCCCCAUGGCUCGCGCUGUGGGCCCCACACCCCCCGCUGCUGCCCCGCGUGUGUCUGCCGGGGCCCCAGCGGGUGGGCAGGUUCGGCCGGCCACCCCGAAGGCCCCAAAGGCCCCCAAGCAGUCUGCCCCAGUGGCCCUCAAGGCCCCAAAACAGUCUGCCCCAGUAGCCCCAAAUGCCCCCAAACCGUCAUCCCCGAAGCCCCGGUUGCCCCACUACCCAUCAGCUGGCCUCCCCGCGGGGCAACAGCCUGCCAAAAAGGGCCCCGUGGGGUACCUGGAGAAGAUGUCCUCCGCCGCCCCCAAGAAGCCCCGCAAACACGACGAGGAGCGGCGCAAGAGAGCUGCGGGGCCGGAGCCCGAGCUUGUGCUGGGGCUGGGGCCUGAGGGUGCUGACCUUCCCCCCGUGGACCUGGCUGCCGGAGGCUGGGGCGUGGUGGGGCAGAAGGAGGCUGCCUUUGAGACCAGACACUUGCUCUGGGGCAACCGACGGACCAAGAGGCGGCACCGGCGGGGCGGCCAGCGGGGCGGUGACGAGGAGUACUGGGACGAGACCUAGAGGGUGUGUGUGUGUGUGUGUGUGUGUGUGUGUGUGUGUAGCAGAUUUUCUUGGUAAUGGAACAGAGAGUAGGAAGAGGAGGAGGAGAAGAAAGAGAAAGAAUGAAAACAGAAGAAUAACAACAGAUGGAAAGGAAAAACAGAGAGAGAGAGAGAUUAUCAAUUGAUUUAUAUUUUAUCAAAGCGUGUGUGUGUAUGUGUGUGCGCGUGAAUGUAAGUAUGUGUGUGUAUUUAUGUAGCCGUUGUAUACAGGAUUACUUAGUCUCGGCGUGCGUACGUGUGUGUGUGUGUGUGUGUGUGUGUGUGUGUGUGUGUGUGUGUGUGUGUGUGUGUGUGUGUGCCCAGAUAUUCCGUGCCUAGGAAAACGAAUUCACUCUAGUUCUGCCAAGGCUGCGUCGGGCGUACACAUCAGUUUUAGGUGUGUUCAGGGUUAGCUUAGUCUCGAGAGGACGGCUAGAAUUAAUCACAUCAUUAGUUAAUCAGUCAAUUUCCGUACAACAACAACUAGAACAUUUAGGUCAAUAUUAUAAGACAUUUUCGCUUCUCACACCAGCUAUUUCUAAAGGUCAAAAGGGGGUCACUCAAGUUCUAGUAAGUGUUUCUUCAGGUUCAUGGUACAGAAGAAGGGUCAAACUACCGCCAGGGUCAUAAAGCUACUCUUGGAAAUGCCCACAACUCUUACGAAAGCCUUGUCAAAUAUACAUUCUUGGGCAAUGAAAUGUCUUAUAAUGCAACCUUUAAGCUCCUACUGCUAGCUCUCUCUCCUCGCUCCAUACUUAACCAGACAGACAUACCCAAAACAUUGAAGCCCCCUGUAUCACAAUUUCCGUACAUCAACAACAAUAGGUAGAACACUUAACCUCCAAAUGCUAGCUAGCUCUCUCUCCUCGCUCCAUACUUAACCAGACAGACUGAGAGACAUACCCAUAACACUUAAGCCCCCUGUAUUACAAUUUCCAUACAUCAACAACAAUAGAUAGAACACUUAACCUCCAAAUGCUAGCUAGCUCUCUCUCCUCGCUCCAUACUUAACCAGACAGACUGAGAGACAUACCCAUAACACUAAAGUCCCCUGUAUUACAAUUUCCAUACAUCAACAACAAUAGAUAGAACACUUAACCUCCAAAUGCUAGCUAGCUCUCUCUCCUCACUCCAUACUUAACUAGACAAACAUACCCAAAACACUGAAGCCCCCUGUAUUACAAUUUCCAUACAUCAACAAUAGGUAGAACACUUAACCUCCAAAUGCUAGCUAGCUCUCUCCUCGCUCCAUACUUAACCAGACAGACAGACACAUACUCAGAUACUACUUGAAGAAUUACGGCGUUUUUAUUUAUUUUUUUAUAUAUAUAUAUUUUUUUUGGUCGUGAUUCUUUGUGAGUCUUCCAUCCGAGUGAUCUUCCAUACUUACCUUUAGAUGUCUUUUUUUAACUCCUUCUUCUUCAUGUUUUUGCUUUCUCCUUCCUCCUCCAUUUUCUUCUUUCUUUAUUCCUUUCAUGGCUGGCUCUUCACUCCUUCCUUCCUUCCUUUCUUUUCCUCUCCCUCAUUCCAUCCCUCCCUUCCUUUUGCUUUCCUCUGCUUGUCUUUCCUUUUCCUUCACUCCCUUUCUUUCCUUCCUUCCUUCCUCUCUCCGUUUCUUCCCUUCCUUCCCUUCACUCCCUUCCUUCCUUCCUUCCUUUCUUUCACUCCCUUUUCUCCCUCCUGUCCCUGUUCCUCCUUCCUUUCUCUCUUUCCUCCUUCCAGUCCCUCCUCCCUUUCUUUCAGUCCCUUUCCUUCUUUCCUUCCUGUCCCUUCCUUUCUUCACUCCCUUGUCCCUCCUUCUCUUCCCUUCCUUCCUUCCUUCACUCCCUCUGGUCCCUCCCUUCCUUCCCCUCUCAGCAAACAUAACAAAACCCAAUAUAAUGUAAUGUAUUCUUAAGAGGUUUUUGCCAUCGUAGAAGUAAUAGACGUUACUAAUUGCAAUCCAUAUACUUACACUUUAUAUAUAUAUACUUACUUAUCCAAACAAACCCAGUCAUAGUGUUAAGUGAGCCUGCAUACUACUGUUCUGCACUUAAGGAAUAGUGUGUGUGUGUGUGUGUGUGUGUGUGUGUGUGUGUGUGUGAAACAAGGCACAAACUACACAAGAGAAGAGAACUGAUUCCACGGUGUUGCAUUUACGCACUUUUCUUUUUCUUCUUUAUUUUCUCUCUAGGCACUAUCACUACUAUCACAUCCAGUCUCUAUUGUAAGUAACGCAGAUGUACAAUUAUUAUAUUUACUGAUUUGCUGGUGUGUGUGUGUGUGUGUGUGUGUGUGUGUGUAUUUAUUCAGGUGCAUUUGCCAGUUCUUAUGUAUGUGUGUGCGUUAUGCAAGGAGAACUAUACCGAGUGUGUGUGUGCGAGCCGAACAGUGUCACGCACGGAAAAUUAUACCCCUCGUGUGAUUGGUAGGUAACUUCCGUGUGUGAGUGUGUAUGCGCGUUAUGCAAGGAGAAUUAUACCGAGUGUGUGUGUGUGAGUGCCGAGCAGUGUCACGUGCGGAAAAUUCUACCCCUCGUGUGAUUGGUAGGUAACUUUCCACGCGUAACACACAUGCCAUUACGAGGGGAGGCGACGAGGUUGUGUUGAAAGAAAGAAAGGAAGAGAGGAAGAAACUAGGAGAGGGACAGAUGAAGAAGGUAUUAGAGGAAGAAGUGAUGGAUAUAGAUGUGUAAGAGAGAAGAAAAGAUUGUGUUGAAAGAAAGAAAGGAAGGGAGAAAGAAAUAGGAGUGGGACAGAUGAAGAACAUAUAGAGGAAAAAGUGAUGGAUAUUGAUGUGCAAGAGAGAAGAAAAGAUUGUGUUGUAAGAAAGAGAAAAAGAAAGAAAUGGGAUGAGAAGAGGAACAGAUGUAGAGCGUAUAGAAAGAAGACCAAUGAAUAUAGAUAUGUAAGAAAGAAAAACAAAGAAAUGGUGCGAGGAGUGAGAUAGAUCAAGAGUACAUAGGAGGAAGUAGUGAUGGAUAUAGAUGCGUAAGAGAGAAGUUAGACUAGAAGAACAAAGUGGAGGUUGUUGAGCAGUUACCAGACUUAGAAGAGAAAGGAACCAUCUGGGACUGAUACAAGGGGACCAGUCAGACAGCCAGCCAGCCCUCCUUCCCCUCCUGAGAAACACAGACCAACACUUGAAGAGGAAGACUAGGAGAUGAAAGUGGAGGUGGUUGAACAGUUACCAGACUUGGAAGAGAGAAAGGGACUGCCUGGGACUGAUACAAGAGGACCAGUCAGACAGCCAGCCCUCCUUCCCCUCCUGAGAAACACAGACCAACACUUUACCCCUUGACUGCGGAUUUCCUACCAGAAGACCUCACCAAGCUACAGGAGUGAAACAACAAGUGGCUGCUACAAUUCAGUGAAGAAAAUGUAAAGUCCUGCACCUUGGGAGGGGAUAUCCAGCAUACCAGUACCACAUGGGAAACACUCCACUAUCCACCACAGAGGCAGAGAAAGACCUGGGAGUGUGUGUUACCAGGCUACCAGUGAAGGCCAAAUCCAGCAUACCAGUACCACAUGGGAAACACUCCACUAUCCACCACAGAGGCAGAGAAAGACCUGGGAGUGUAUGUUACCAGGCUACCAGUGAAGGGGAAAUCCAUGCCAAUCGCAGCGGACGGGUUAAAGAUGAAGUAGAGGAACAUGAUGAUGAAGAUGAAGAAGCUCAGGACACAAUAGCCGUACGAACAUGAUGACCUACAUUGACGACACAGAAGAAAAUGAUGAAGAUGACAACAUGAAGGAAAAUGAAAUCAAGGUACGGAAAAAAAAUCUCUAGCAUUGCGGCAUAGUGUAAAAAAACUGGCAAACACACUCUUAACGGAGGACGCUCAGAGCUGCUUCAACUUCAAGGGCAGACGUCUUAAGUGGUGGUGCCUGUCGGUCGCCCCCCAGCACAGUAGAGUCACAGGCAAAGGUUUCAUAGUGGCGCCAUCUCGCUUGACCCCUGCUGCCCUCCCUCUCACCCCCAGAGCUCCACUUAAUCAUCUUUAGUUUCACAAGAGUCCAGGUUCAUAGGCGGUCUUCAGGGCAGCAUGUGGGUCGUCUCAGGCCACUCGGCAAUGACUGAGAGGCAGGAGUCCCAACGUUGCCAGAUUGUCGUACUCAGCCGCUUAUAUUUCCCGACUUCCUACCACAAAACUGUCUUCUGGGCUCCAAUAAAGAAACUCAUUUAUAGUUAUCGUUAAAAGAGUUAGAUCCUGAUGUUUCGGCGGAAUGGAAAAAUUUGGGUGGGUUUUCCGAUACUCCACGCCCCUGUCCACCCAGCAGUGAAUGGGUACCAGGUAUUAAUCGGGGGUUGUGUCCCGUCUCCUGAGAUCUGUUCCCUUCUAUAAUUCCUUCCCCUUCUGUCUCUCUCCGGCAUAUGACCACAGAUGUUGCGCCGACUAAACGAAACUUUCCAACUUGUGUUUCUUCCCCUUCUGUCUCUCUCCGGCAUAUGACCACAGAUGUUGCGCCGACUAAACAAAACUUUCCAACUUGUGUUUCUUCCCCUUCUGUCUCUCUCCGGCAUAUGACCACAGAUGUUGCGCCAACUUAACGAAACUUUCCAACUUUUCCUGAUGUUUCUUGGCAAUAGUUAGGCGUCAGAAACAGGUAAAUGCUAUGCUCUGAGUACGAUAAUCUGGCAACCGUGGGAUUUGAACCAUUCACCCACGAACUCUCUGUCAGGAGGGAGCGACUUUCUUCCACCUGUACUUCUCCACAUCUCCCUUCCUCCCCUUUUCUCCUCUUGUUGUCUCUCCUACAAUUUUCUGCUCCAUUCUCCAAAACAUCUUCCUUUUCAGUUUCUUCCUCCUACCAUCCCUUAGGGUGCGACCACACUGCACGCGUUUUGCUGGGAGGAUAGAGGGUAGCGGGAUGCCUAGUGGGUCAGAGGCAAGAACAAACACAUGUUAUCUAAUAGGAGUAGCCAUACAGGACGCGGGUAGCGGGUAAUGCUGCCCCCCCCCUCGUCUUGAACCAGCUCUGAACGCCCUCCUCUAUCUGCAUUGCAUCGAGGCUGAAAGUGUGCUAUAUAUAUUAACACAUGCAUUUCCUAUAGUCAGGGUAGAAAUGUUGUAUAUGGGUGUACAUACUGAGGUGUUUGUACCAACUCCCCGCAUCUUUAUAAACUUAACGUGUAUGUAUAUAUAUAUAGAUCUGGACCCCAUGCUCGCUGUGUGCCCCCCAGACUCUAUAAGUAUGUGGAUUAUAUGAGUGUGUGUGUGUGUUUAGGUAUGAUAAGCACACACACACAGCUUAAGUAUUCCUGUGUGUGUGUGUGUGUGUGUGUGUGUGUGUGUGUGUUUUGGUAUGAUAAGCACACACACACAGUUUAAGUAUUCCUGUGUGUGUGUGUGUGUGUGUGUGUGUGUUUUGGUAUGAUAAGCACACACACACAGUUUAAGUAUUCCUGUGUGUGUGUGUGUGUGUGUGUGUGUUUUGGUAUGAUAAGCACACACACACAGUUUAAGUAUUCCUGUGUGUGUGUGUGUGUGUGUGUGUUUUGGUAUGAUACGCAUGCACAUAAAGCUUAAAUAUACUGUAAUAUUAUGUGUGUGUGUGUGUGUGUGUUAACCAUAAUUUCUGUGCAUUUAAUUAACCCCGGCUGAUCUUGAGGUGAAAUAAACGAAGGAGGAAAC